AUGAAGGGAUUGCACAUUAAGUUAUCCAUCUCUUUGAUGUUCAUUGUCCUCUGUUUGGGAAGCCUGCUGAUCACUGCCUUCUGGAUUGUGGACAACAGCAAUAUUGAAACUCAUGGACCACCUUCACCCAAGAAAAUCCCCCGAUGGCCCUCUGACCUCUGUGCAGGAUGCAGGGCGCUCAUCGAAAAAGUAAGAGGCGGCUACUCAAAACCUUGGAAGAAGCAAAAAGACAAUUCCCAAAAACUCAGCUCUCAGCUGAGAAGUGAGUGCCAUGGUUUUGACAGUGCCAUCAUUACCCAGGCCAACACUCCAGUGGGAUCAAAUAUUUUGUUCUCUCUAGAAGGGAAAAAGACCCUACGAGUGACCCCGGAGAUUUUCAGCACCUUUUCAAAGGAAAAUCUGUUUCAAAAUAAAAAAUGGGACAUGUGUGCUGUUGUUGGGAACUCAGGGAUUCUGAGCAACAGCAGCUGUGGAGAGAUGAUCGAUUCAGCUCAGUUUGUUAUCAGGUGCAACUUGCCUUCUUUGAGAAAAGGCUAUGAAAAAGAUGUUGGCAUGAAGACUGACGUUGUGACAGCAAACCCAUCCAUCAUAUGGAAAAAGUACGGGGAUCUAGAAGGGCGUCGGCGUCCAUUUGUUGAGAGCCUGCGUAUCUACGGCAAGUCCCGUCUGCUUCUUCCUGCCUUCACCUUUGCUCGUGACGUUCCUAGAAGCCUGCGAGCCGUAUACACUGCUGAGGACUUUGAAAGUCCUAUGUGGCCUGUUUUCUUAAACCCUGACUACAUAAGAAAUCUGACCCUCUUCUGGCGCUCCCGAGGCCAGCGCAAAGGUGCUCUCAGCACCGGCCUUAAGAUGGUUAGCCUAGCACUCGAACACUGUGCCAACGUGCAUCUGUACGGGUUCUGGCCCUUCAGUAUCCACCCAUUUGAACUCAAUGCCGUGAAUAACCACUACUUCGAUAACAACAAAGCUAGCUGGAUACUCCACGCCAUGCCAGAUGAGUUUUGACCUCUGGUUGCAGCUACACAUUCAAGGGGUGCUCAGGCUUCAUCUUGGAAAGUGUCAACCGGGUACCAAUUAGUUCCCUGAACCACAGACAACUGACACGGGAGCGGCAAAGUGUUGUGUUUGCAUUGUUGGAAACUUUGAAAACAUACAUUUGCAAGCAAUUUUUUGUUUUGUUUAGAUAUAGCAAAGCUACCCUUAACCUGCAGCUUUUUAGACAGUAUGAACUUGUCAGAGCAGAAUGAAAGGGGUUGAGUUACAGUAGUGAAUCAAUGUUGAAUUAAUUGACAAAAACUAAUAAUUACUUUGUUUUAUGGCAAAACAAGUUUGUUGCUUCAGGACUUAGCUACUCAAAACAUAGCAAAAAAAGGAAUGUCACUAUAUGAAUAUCACAGUUGCUGUCCAUAUAUCCAUUGUUGUUUUUAUACAUUUCUUACAAGAAGCCUUUUUCUAGUGCUUACAUCCUGAUUGAUGAGUCAACAAUAAAGCAGUUUGGUGGAUAUGUUCA
Messenger RNA from Trematomus bernacchii (emerald rockcod), 1510 nucleotides. RefSeq names its product alpha-2,8-sialyltransferase 8F-like. The record is from RefSeq and is a predicted model, not a curated record. The transcript has 7 exons. The coding region runs from base 1 to 1005 and encodes 334 amino acids. Gene Ontology annotation, molecular function: alpha-N-acetylneuraminate alpha-2,8-sialyltransferase activity. Gene Ontology annotation, biological process: oligosaccharide metabolic process; N-glycan processing. Lineage: Eukaryota; Metazoa; Chordata; Actinopteri; Perciformes; Nototheniidae.